This is a messenger RNA of Cherax quadricarinatus, 2596 nucleotides long. The record is from RefSeq and is a predicted model, not a curated record. NCBI's taxonomy places the organism in Eukaryota, Metazoa, Arthropoda, Malacostraca, Decapoda, Parastacidae.
GAUCUGCUGCUGCUCGUGCCAACCCAAUCCCCUCACACACACUGAGGGGAAAAACAUACACAUACACUCCCUUUCUCUCGAGCAAUUGUCUAUUACUACCAUUAGUGCCACUACCAUUACCUGCCAGUGCCUUCAUCUGUGCAAGGCAGCUAGUAAGACUCCCUCAGUGCGGCACCCAACGAAUGGGAAUUGAGACUUGCCUCCGAUCGUUUAUUCCUGUGCUAUACCAGAUGUUCCUUAGAAAAUAAAUGGAACCAGAGUAGUGACGCUAUUUGACCUGUGACUUUAUGGCUUAAAUAUUUAAAGUGACGCGUAAGAUCUCAGUGGCAUAAUACCAGACACACGAUUUGUCAACGUAUACAAGAAUAGAUAAAUGCCAGCAUUGUGAAGAGUGGUGUAAGCAAGGAGUGCACAAGGACACCCACCACACUAACAUAACACAACGUCAGGCUCGGCUAUGUGGCCUUCACACAUUGCCCGGCCCCUCAAGCGGGCUCCCAUCAAAAGAUCGGCUGAAGACGGUGAAGAUUUUAACCGUCGAGGAAUGGAUGACCUUCGUGGACGCCACCAGGCAUUCAGGAUGCCCGCCUGGGUACCUGAGGAUGAGGACAUGAGUGACUUGGCAGCACGUAUGUCCCACACACCACACUUUGCUACCGUGGGCCGCCGUGGUGGCCCAUGGCGAGAGAGGCGCAGUUCAGGAGGCUCUGCCAUGAGCGCCACCUCUGAGGACGACUCCUACGACACUGCCGCCACAGACAAGUCGUCACAGUGCUCUGGUGGGUCGUCAGAUGCCCCCAGCCAUGAGAUACCCAUUCGUAUAGAGGCCCCAGCGCCACCAACUUCCGCACAACAGGAAAAUGAACCUGUGGCGCCACUCUCAUCGAGAGUAGCGGGCCUUAGGAAGAGCACACAGUACCCAGUUCGCACCACCUCUGCUGUGGACGCCAGCGACCACUCAGAGGAGGUUCCAAGGACGACUCGAUGCGCGUCUGCGCCCCCAGAGAUGGCAGAACAGCCCCUGCCACAGGAUCCUCAGACUCCACUAACCCAACAGAGGUUUGUUUCAAAGAUCAGCAUAACGCCACAGGCGCCACAGUGCCCCGGCUCGCCACACUCCAAAGCAACACCGGUUUCUCCACUCCCACACAAGUUCAAUACUGUGCCCAAACCCUUUGUGCCUGCAAACAAACAGCAGCAAGAGACUCAGCAUCAGCAACAACCUCAGCAGUUUUCUGAGGAGCAACAGCAACAACAGAUGCCAGACUCUCAGUGGCAAUAUCAACAACCUCAACAUCAGUAUCAGCAAUACCCACAGCAGAAUCAAGAGCCACAACAGCACACAUAUCAGCAGCAGCAACAGCCACCGCCGCCACCACCACCUCAGCAGCCUACCAGGCAGGGGAACCAGAGACCAAGUGUUGUCCGCAACAUUCCUAUCUUCGUGGAGGGACGCGAUGGACCCCUAGUUAACGAAGAGACUAGUAACCAACCAAAGCCUUCUACCCAGUGGGGACAACCUUGGCAGCAACAACAGCAGUACCAGGCACAGCAGCAGCAGCAGCAUUAUCAACCACAGCAGCAACAUUAUCAGCAACAGCAGCAACAUUAUCAGCCACAACAGCAACAUCACCAACAGUAUCAGUCACAUCAGCAACAGCCACAACAGCAACAGGCACAUCAGCAGCAGAGGCAACAGAAGCCUAUGUUCAAACCACAUCCUCAGACACAGCAAGCACCCCCUGAACCUAUUCCACAGCCUGUGCCUAUGCCAAUGCCUGAGCAUAUGUCUCAGCAACAGCCACAACCUCAACCUCAAGACCAGACAGAUUCAGGGCCUCAGAGCAAAACACAGCCCCUUGCCAAGGACUCUCGCUUGGCGCAGAUCGAAGCUGUGCGAGCGUCGGUGGAAGAAUACAGAGAAAAAGUUAAUGCCUUCGAAGGAACCAAGAAAAACAGAGAGUUCCUUUACUUGGAUGAAAUGCUGACGCGCGCGUUGCUGCAGCUAGACAACAUCGACCCUGAUGGCUGUGAUGACGUACGACAGGCGCGAAGAGCAGCCAUUAAGGAUAUUAACGCUGCUAUAUCCGCGCUAGAAACCAAAGCUAGUGAACCGCAAGUUGCAGUCAAGAGUCAGGAACCUGUUGCAGAGUCAAUGGAAACCGAUACAAAUCAGGGACAGCCAAUAUCAGCCACUAACGAACACCCGCCUACGGACGACGUUGCCCAACAAGUGUCAGACACCAGUGGCAUUCAGGAGAAUGUGCAGCAGCAACAUGAACAGCAACAGCAACCCGUGGAGCCCACCACAGACGGUGCCAGUACUCAAGUGGCCACUGCAGCUGAAGAAGUGGACAAGAAGCUGGAACAAUCAGCUUCGAUGGAGAAGAUGGAGACGGAGCCACAGAUUCCAGGUUCUACCUCAAAUGGCAGUCCUCCUGACGAUGCAGCGGCUGUCACUAGUACCUAAGUCAGAGGCUGUGUUUGGUGAUGCGUGUUGGUUGGGUCUAGUGUGUCAGUGUCCUGUAAAUAUAUGUGUGUGCCUGUACUACACUAAUAUAUAUACGUUGUUAUGAAUAAAUGAGAGUUUGAAAAA